CCGAAGGCAUGAUGGCAGCGGACAGUGCAGUGGUGCUGGGUUUGGUGGAGGAGUUUGUGUCUGGAUUGGUAGACAGCAAGGCCAAGGACGCCGCAGCAGCUGUCAAAGAUGGACAGUUCACAGUUCUGCAGCUGGUGGAGGCACUGGGCUUAAGUCUGACCAGCUCCCAGCCCCACACUCGAGCCAGAGGAGUACAGCUGCUCUCUGAAGUCUUAAAUGAAUGUUCUGGAAGUCUCACUGAGAAAGAAGUUGAAGUUCUUAUUGCCUUCUAUGAAAACCGACUAAAGGACCAUUAUGUCGUCACACCUCCUGUCUUACAAGGGCUCAAAGCUCUGACAAAAUGUACAGUUUUGCCUCCUGGCUCAGCUGUGUCCAUGCUGAGGUCUCUAUUUCAAGAUGUUCAUGUUCAGUCUCUGAUGCUGGCAGAGAGAGCAUGUGUUUACAAUAUGCUACUCAACCUGAUGGAGACCAGGGAGGCGGAACUGAAGAGUUUAGGCGCCGACUUUGUCUUUGGCUUUGUCCAGUCCAUGGAUGGAGAGCGGGACCCUCGCAACCUGCUGCUCGCCUUCCAGAUUGCUAGCAACAUCAUCUACCAAGGCUAUGACCUAGGUAAAUUUGCUGAGGAGCUGUUCGAAGUGACAUCGUGUUAUUUCCCCAUCGACUUCAGCCCUCCACCCAAUGACCCCCAUGGUAUCACCAAAGAAGAACUCAUCUUGGCAUUGAGAUCAAUCCUGACUGGGACACCAAAGUUUGCAGAGUUCCUGUUACCACUCAUCAUUGAGAAAGUGGACUCUGAUGUACAAAGUGCCAAGUUGGACUCCUUACAAACUCUGGCUGCCUGUGUCUCUCAGUAUGAGCAUAAAGACUUAGCAGAGUUCCUAGAGGGGCUGUGGACAUCCAUUCGUAGAGAGGUGUUUCAGACCUCCAGUGAGAAGGUCGAGUCUGCAGGUCUCUCCGCUCUCACCGCACUCACUUCCUGUGUCUCUCGCUCCGUCCUCAGCUCUGACUCUGAAGACUAUCUCAGCAACUUCCUCAACCUGGUUAUAAAAGACUGUAAGCACCAUCUGAGUGAACCAGACCUGAAGCUGGUCUGGCCUAGUGCCAAGCUGCUGCAGGCAGCCUGUAGUGCCUCCAUCAGGGCCAGUCACAUCAUUACAGCCUCCGUCAUGCCCAGCCUCAUCGAGCAGUACAACACCAGGACACAGUGCUCGCACCGGCGGACAUUACUAGAAGUGGUUCAGAAAUUUGUUCAGUCUGUGAAAUUAGUCAACACACCAGAAAAUGAGGACAAUGCUUUAUCAGAGUACCGUUCUUCAUUGUGUAGCAUAGUCUUCUCUGCCCUCAGUGAAACCAAUGACAGUCUACAGAUCACAGCCACGCAAGUGCUCACUUCACUGACUCAACAACAAGGUCUAUUGGAAGAAUCCGAUAUAGAACUGGCCGUGGAUCAUCUGACCAAACUGUUACUAACGGAGGAAGACGAGAGAGUGUGCCUUGCUGUAGUAGAAUGCAUUGGGGCUUUAGCAGUAUUACAUCCAGAACAGUUCAUCUCUAAAAUGAUUCCACGACUGAGGAUUGAAGCAUUUGCAGUACCGAUGGAUGAAAACAGUUUAGAAGCAGCUAAACGCCCCUCUCAUCAAACCGUCCGUCAGCGGUGUUUGACGGCUCUGGCCUCAGUCUCCUCUCAGCCCAGUGUGGUCCAACAGAGCACGCCUGUCCUCCUAGAGCUCAUCUCGGCUGCACACACAGGUAGUGUCCCCUUCACCAUCGAGGAUGUGGUGUUGGCAUGCCGGAGUCUACAGAGGAUAGCAGAGCAAGUUCAGGACACAGAGGAGACCGGGCACUGUUUUCAUGACAUCAUUAUCCCGCGCCUGCUGUCUCUGACACUACAGGCUGCUCUUCAGGGUGAAGAUGCACCCAGACCCAGUCCUUUGGUGGAGGAGAGUGUUCUGUCUGCUAUGGUCCUAGUCAUUGGUACAUCCUGUUCUAAACUGCAGCCCAAGUUGGCAGAAGAAACUGCAUCUAAAGCAGUGUCUCUCUUUCUAAAUGGCAACAUCUCCUUUUUGCCAGACAAUUCAUUUCCAUCAAAUAUUCAACUUCUUAAGGGCGACUGUUGGAGACAGUCCCAGAUGGUUUGUCUGCUCAUGGCUUGUGUGUGCUCUUUACCACGUACUGUUGAAGUCCCACAGUUGGAUGAUCUCCUGUUCGCACUGGAGGAGCUGAGCUGUAGCUCCUCCCACACUCUGUCCUACACAUCAGCGGCUAAGUGCUUCGCAGGCCUGGUCAACAAGAGGUCACUGGGUGAAGCUCUGGACAGGCUCAUACAGAGGACAGUGAAGAGGGUGUGCUCUGAGCUGGACUCUCCCAUCUCCACUGUGCACACUCAAGCCUUCACUCUCAUGAUCUGGGUUGCUAAGGCUCUUCUUCUUCGAUACCACCCCCUGUCGACAGCUCUGACGGACAAGCUCUUCUCUCUGCUUGAUGAUGCAGAAUUGGGUUCACUGGCAGCAGACGGCUUUUCUCUCCUCAUGAGCGACUCCACUGACGUCCUAAAUAGAGCUUGUCACGCAGACGUACGCAUCAUGUACCGACAGCGCUUUUUCAGUGAGAAUUCAAGCAAACUGGUCCAGGGCUUCCAUGCAGCCACAGAAAGGAAGCCAAACUACCUAAAGGCUCUGUCAAAUAUCGUCAACAAACUGCCGAAGCAAGUGCAAGUGACUGAACUACCAGCACUCCUGUCCCUUUUGCUGGAGGCCCUGUCCUGUCCAGACCUGAGUGUCCAGUUGUCCACUCUGUCCUGCCUGGAGCCUGUGCUGGUGGACCCUCCCCCAGCUCUCAUCCAGCAGCUGGAGGCUUUGGUGAGCAGGCUCCUGGCCCUCACGUCCAGCCCAGCCAUGGUUGUAAGAAUAGGAUCUCUGAGAUGCAUCCAUGCUCUGUCUCACUUUCCUGCACAUGAGAUACUGCCAUUUCGAGCUCGGGUCCUGCGGGCUUUAGCCAAACCGCUGGAUGACAAGAAGAGGCUGGUGCGAAGUGAAGCCGUACGGGCCAGAGGGGAAUGGUUUCUUUUGGGAAGUCCUGGAGGAAGGUGAUUGUUUCCCUGGCAGUAUUUUUACUUGACAACUAGUCCAAUGUACUUUCUGAUGUCAUUCUCUUUUUUUAACACGUUUUGGCCUCCUGAAUGUCAUGUAACUGCUGAUAUUUUUAUGAACGCACAAAAAUCGAAUCUUUAAAAUCAGCACAUGCAUUAAUAGCAUAGUUGAAUAACCAUAUUGAGAUUUUAUAACCAUUAAUGUAUAUGUUUUGUUUUUGAAGAAAUGCUCAACCUUUUUAUGUUAAAGCAAACUGACGUGUAGUAAUUUAAAGUAUCCACAUGUAUGCAGUUUAUGCACUUGUUCUCUGUUAACCAUAACAAGACAUAUCCUCUCAUUUCAGUGUAUUUGUAUGUGUACAUGUGUUAUGUCCACAUGAAAUACUUGAUUGUUUUGUUUUCACCAACUAAAAUAAAUAUUGUUGCCAUAUUAUAUCAAA
Boleophthalmus pectinirostris (great blue-spotted mudskipper) is the source of this 3528-nucleotide messenger RNA. RefSeq names its product MMS19 homolog, cytosolic iron-sulfur assembly component (gene mms19). The transcript is spliced from 31 exons. The coding region runs from base 9 to 3089 and encodes 1026 amino acids. Gene Ontology annotation, cellular component: cytosolic [4Fe-4S] assembly targeting complex; MMXD complex. The record is from RefSeq and is a predicted model, not a curated record. Gene Ontology annotation, biological process: iron-sulfur cluster assembly. NCBI's taxonomy places the organism in Eukaryota, Metazoa, Chordata, Actinopteri, Gobiiformes, Gobiidae.